Spodoptera litura is the source of this 1128-nucleotide messenger RNA. Its product is annotated as trypsin 3A1-like. The record is from RefSeq and is a predicted model, not a curated record. Lineage: Eukaryota; Metazoa; Arthropoda; Insecta; Lepidoptera; Noctuidae. Gene Ontology annotation, biological process: proteolysis. Gene Ontology annotation, molecular function: serine-type endopeptidase activity.
AGUACCUUAGUCAGAGCACAUAAUCUAGCUAGAGCCCCGAAGGUUAUCACUUCUGACGACCAGUAGUGUUAUGACAGAAAAAUUCAAUAAAACUAUGUGGGUGCUUUGUAUAUCGUUUUAACAGAUAAUAAGCGUUCCAUAUAAAACGAUGAGUGAAUAGUUCGCCCUUAUUUUGUGAAAAAUAAACGAAGCAAGAACAAUGUUUAGUUUGAGUAUAGUACCAGUUUUUGCAUUGGUUUUGUUAAAUCCAGUAUCACCUUUUGAUUUUGGCUUCCCAAAUGUCCCAACAGUAGAAGAUCUUCUGUACGGACCCGAACCUUUCAACAAUCGGAUCGUUGGAGGCCAGAAUACUACCAUAGAAAAGCACCCCCACCAAGUAUCGUUUGUUGUGAACAACUCCUUCUUUUGUGGAGGGUUCAUUGUGAGUGAGAAUUAUAUCGUGACUGCAGCCCAUUGUGCUCAAAAUGUCGACCCAUCGACAGUCGUCCUUAGAGCUGGGAGUACUUGGAGAAAAAAUGGCACAAUUAUACCCAUUGUUGAAGUGAUUGCUCAUCCGGAGUAUGACAACCCAGCUUUCGACAAGGACGUAGCGGUGAUGAAGACGGCAGAACCAAUCACUUUCACUGACACCAUAAAACCGAUUGCAUUACCGAAAAAAGGAGAGUAUUUGAAAGAAAAUUCCAUGAUCAUGGUCAGCGGAUGGGGGAAAACUAAUCAAGCAGACAACACAAUACCAGAGAAUCUAAUGGACGUGGAGAUCCCUGUGGUGCCGUACUGGCAGUGCCUUGCGGUAUACUUCACGGUGCUCACGAGGAACAUGUGGUGUGGAGGCAACUUCUAUCUUGGUGGCAAGGGAACGUGUCAGGGUGACUCUGGUGGUACGGCUGUCCAGAACGAUCAAGCAGUGGGUAUCGUUUCUUUUGGCCGUGGUUGUGGCCAGCGGUUCUCACCGAGCGUCUUCGCCGAUAUUGCCGCGCCCCCUAUAAGGGACUUUAUCACUAAACAUACGGGAUUGUAAGAAUCGUAAUUAGAAAUGGCAAGGCUUAUGGAAAAGUUUACUAAGUACAUAGUUAAGUUUAUUUAUUCUUGUUUUAAGUCUAAGAAUAUUUAUUUAUCAUAAAUGAAUUU